Hypoxylon trugodes is the source of this 1734-nucleotide messenger RNA. RefSeq names its product heterokaryon incompatibility protein-domain-containing protein. The transcript has 2 exons. NCBI's taxonomy places the organism in Eukaryota, Fungi, Ascomycota, Sordariomycetes, Xylariales, Hypoxylaceae. The record is from RefSeq and is a predicted model, not a curated record. The coding region runs from base 1 to 1734 and encodes 577 amino acids.
AUGGCCGGUUCCUCAGAAAUUGUGGACGAGUCUCCACCAAAUGCUCUUUGUGAUGUUUGUAAAUAUAUAUUUGCGGACGGCUCAUACGAGUGGUGGGAUACUUUCUGGAAAGGGUCCUACCUGAAUGAAAGGCGGCGCGAAGCGUUACGGAACGCUGACAUGUUCGGUAUCUACGAUAAUAAUCUUGUUGAGUUUUCCAAGAGGCAUCACUCUUCCCGUGCGGACGUUCAGCUGGCAGCAAGAGAUGGCUGUUGGGUCUGCUUACGGCUUUCUAAUGCCUCUCCGGCAAGCCAAGACGACACGCCACUAUCGUAUAUGAUUUUCCCGGAAGAAUCGAAAGGCGGGAAGGAAGAUCAAGGAUUUACACUUUACUUUGAUUUCCCCCGGGUCUCAUUUACACUUAAACCAUCACCCUUAACGGAAAUAGAUAGUUUAGCAAGGCGCUCACGGUCGAGAGAGUAUAUCGGACAGGAGUAUACUGCGAAGCCAUCAAGAUUAUUGGAUAUCUCAAGCGACCGUAUUAAGCUUAUCAAUGGCUGCAAUGUCCCACGAGACGAAGAGUAUUCGACGUUGAGUUACUGUUGGGGUAAAACCGAAUUCAUUGUUCUCAACACCGUUACUAUGGAUCAAUUUUUAGAAGGGGUUAAUACACUAAAACUACCUCUAAUCAUCCAGCAUGCCAUCUUGACUGUACGAAGACUGAAUAUCAAGUAUCUUUGGGUCGAUUGUUAUUGUAUCAUCCAGGGCAACGAACCAGAAGCCCAGGCUGACUGGGAAAGUGAGUCAAUUUCCAUGGGAGAAGUUUACAAGAAUGGUCUUGUUAAUAUAUGCGCUGCGACUACCGACGAGGCAAAUAAAGGAAUAUUUACUCAAAGGGAAUCGUGCUUAGCGGGCCAUAUUACUAUUCGGUGGUCUAUUGAUCAGGAGAAGCAUCUGCUAUUUGAACUUGGUGUGGGGCGACGGUUCGUUCAAAUGGAACGCUCUUUUGGCCGUUUACUUGACGGUCCACUUAUGAAAAGAGGCUGGGUUUUGCAGGAAUGUGCGUUGUCUCGUCGGAUGAUAUUGUUCACACGGGGGGAUGUUAUUUGGCAUUGCUCGGAAUCAACGGCUAGCGAGGACAACCCAGACGGCACGAUCGACCACGAAUACCAUGCCGGAUCUAGUGGCGAUGGAAUCGUUGGGCACCCAUUUUGGCCUUUGAAAUUGACUUGGACGGCGGAUUCUGUGGAGAGAGUCUUGGGUUAUGGGUGGUUCACGUUCUUAAACCACUAUAUCCGUACCCAUUUGAGUUUUCCGGAUAAAGACGUCCUUCGAGCUAUAGAAGGCAUCGGACGCGAGAUCCAGAAGCUCACUGGCGUGGUAUUAUCCCACGGUAUACUUGGCGGUACGCCCUCCCAUAUAAUUCGCCCCUUUCUCGGAUCCUUAGCCUCGGAGUUAUAUUCUCCGAGCUCCGAGCCGUUGAGAUACAAGCCCUUCGGUCUCUCCGUAAGUGGCGGCGGACCACAGUCGAAGGCAGCGGCAAGAACAUCGCGAGCGGACUUCUGCGGGGUACGCCAGGUACCAUUGGGGAACAGCCACACCAGUAACCCGCCUAACACACCUGCGAAGAUCCGAAACACCACGGCUCGGACGAACCAGGAGCUCUGGCGAACGAUGCCGGUGUCCAUAGCUGCGGGGUCCACGGCAAGAACUGAUAUAUUACUAAGGAUCGGGUCCUCGUUAAGUCGUCUUUGA